AUGAUUGGAGUGAGUUGCAGGUUUUUUUUUAUUAUUAUUUUUUAUUGAUUUUUCAUUUUCAGGUUGGAUGUGAGGGAGAAAUUAUAGAUCAGUUAACUUUCAGUACCCCGGAAUCCAAACCUGUUUAUUUUGUAAAGGUAAAUGUAGUUAAUUGAAAAUUUCUCAAUUUUUUUCGAAUUUUCAGUAUAUUCCGCCACGAUCAAAAGUUGUUGUGACUGGAUUUGGACCAUUUCGUGAUUAUUCCGAAAAUCCAUCAUCAAUUAUAAUUGAUGAAUUGGCUAAAGAAAAUCUCGAUAAUAUUACUUUCGAAUUGCAUAAAAUGAGUGUGGCUUAUGAAGAAGUCAGUCAAAAAGUUCCAGAAUUAUGGGAAACUCAUAAUCCAGAUGUAAGACAAUUAGAUAUCGAUUAAAUUAAUUUUGAUAGUAUUUUUGAAAAUAUUUCAGUUAGUAAUUCAUCUUGGUGCUCACAGUGUUGAAAAUACUAUCAAAUUUGAACAACGCGCAUUUUCUGAUGGUUACUGUAGUGAUGAUGUAAAUGGGUGUACACCUGAAAAUAAUACAACAAAUGUUUGUUGUGCACCUGGAACUAUUUUGAUAUCUGAAAUUGAUUGUGCUGAACUCGCCACUUUUGUUAAUAAUGAAAUGAAUUUCGAUGGAAACAAUUUCGGUGGUUUGAUUUGUGAAUUAUCCGAAGAUCCGGGAAGAUAUCUCUGUGGAUUCUCAUAUUUUUUAUCGUUGAAUAAAGAUGCCAAGAAAUCACUUUUUGUUCAUGUUCCACCUUUCACGUAAGUUUUUUUUUGAAUUACAACAUUUUUUUCUCAAUUUCGAUUUUUAGCGAGGAAUGCACAAAGGAAAAAGUGAAAGACGCAUUAUUAUCUGCAAUCAAACAUAUCGUCAAAAAUUAA
This is a messenger RNA of Caenorhabditis angaria, 904 nucleotides long. The record is from the annotation of a GenBank genome assembly. NCBI's taxonomy places the organism in Eukaryota, Metazoa, Nematoda, Chromadorea, Rhabditida, Rhabditidae.